AUGGCCCCACAAAAGAUAUGCAUCGUCGGUUCUGGAAAUUGGGGUUCGGCCAUAGCCAAAAUUGUUGGCAACAAUGCCCUGGCCAAACCAGAUCAGUUUGAUCCGGAUGUGAGCAUGUGGGUGUUUGAAGAGCAGAUUAAUGGUCACAAGCUGACACACAUCAUCAACACACAACAUGAGAAUGUCAAAUACCUCAAAGGAAUCAAAUUGCCAGACAGGGUGGUUGCCAUACCAGAUGUUGUUGAUGCCAGCCGUGGGGCAGAUAUUCUGGUCUUUGUCCUGCCUCAUCAGUUUGUUCACGGAGUCUGUGAGAAGUUAAAGGGCAACAUAAAGCCAACUGCCGUUGCUGUCACAUUGAUAAAGACCUUAAAGAUACCUUGCUGUAAGGACACACAAUUGGGACAACACCUGAAGGCAGUCUUCCAGACAAGUUAUUUCCGCAUUGUGGUUGUGGAAGAUGAGACAACAGUGGAAGUUUGUGGGGCACUCAAGAAUAUUGUAGCAACUGCCGCUGGUUUCACAGAUGGUCUAGGUUAUGGAGACAAUACAAAGGCAGCAGUCAUCCGACUUGGUCUCAUGGAAAUGAUUAAGUUUUGUGAGAUAUUUUACCCAGGUUCUAGCUUGUCAACUUUUUUUGAGAGCUGUGGAAUUGCUGACUUGAUUACAACAUGUUACGGAGGCAGAAACAGGCGCGUGGCGGAAGCUUUCGUCAAAACUGGCAAGUCGAUUGAACAGCUAGAGAAAGAGAUGUUGGAUGGGCAGAAGUUGCAAGGUCCUCCAACAGCUUUUGAAGUGAAUUAUAUGUUGAAAGCAAGAGACAUGGAAGAAAGAUUUCCUCUGUUUACAGCAGUGCACAGAAUCUGCACUGGAGUGAUUCCAGUACAAGAGAUGGUCCAAUGCCUGAAGAAUCACCCGGAACACAUGUAG
Molecule: messenger RNA, 927 nt
Organism: Candidula unifasciata
Lineage: Eukaryota; Metazoa; Mollusca; Gastropoda; Stylommatophora; Geomitridae
Source: the annotation of a GenBank genome assembly